Carya illinoinensis is the source of this 2175-nucleotide messenger RNA. RefSeq names its product protein FAR1-RELATED SEQUENCE 5-like. The record is from RefSeq and is a predicted model, not a curated record. Gene Ontology annotation, molecular function: zinc ion binding. Lineage: Eukaryota; Viridiplantae; Streptophyta; Magnoliopsida; Fagales; Juglandaceae. Bases 1 to 2175 code for a protein of 724 amino acids. The transcript is spliced from 4 exons.
AUGGAACCUCCGAGUCAUAUCAGCAAUACAAGCUCUGCCACGAGCAAAAUAGUUGGUUCAGGGCUGGAUAAUACUACUGAUGGUGGGGAAUCUGAAGCGCCAUGUGGAUCUCCUAUAGUUGAUGACUCGAAUAAUGGCAGUGCCGAGAAAUCUCAGAAUGUCCAAGUGGUUGAUGAUGAUACGAUUGAUGAGCCAAAUUCGGGAAUGGAGUUUAAUUCCCUUGAAGAGCUAUUAAGUUAUUAUAAGGAAUAUGGUAAAAAAUUUGAGUUUGGGGUGAUGAUAAAACGGACUGAGAGGGAAGAAGAUGACUAUGUUAGAUACGUCACUCUUUUUUGUGCCCGUGGUGGGAAGGCCCGGAAUAGGACGCUGAAUGUCGCCAACCCACGUCUGACAGGAAAGACAGAAUGUAAGGCAAAGAUUAAUGCCUUAAGGCAAGAUGGAGUGCUUCGGUUGACGACAGUACAUAAUAUCCAUAACCAUGGCCUAAGUCUAAAGAAAUCUCGCUUCUUUCGAUGUAAUAGAGAAGUUAGUGAUGCCGUAAAAAGGGUCCUAGAUACAAAUGACUUGGCUGACAUCCGAGCGAAUAAGAGUUACGGAUCUCUCGUUGUUGGUGCGGGUGGAUUUGAGAAUCUCACAUUCUUGGAAAAGGAUUGUCGUAAUUAUAUUGAUAAGUCAAUUCUGUUGGGAGCAGGCUUGAUUUCUAGUGAGGAUACCGAGACAUUUGUGUGGUUAUUCGAGACAUGGUUGCAAUGCAUGGAUGGUAAUGCUCUGAAAGCUAUUAUCACUGAUCAAGAUAAAGUGAUGAAAAAUGCAAUCGCAAUUGUCUUCCCAAAUACCCGACAUAGAUUUUGUCUUUGGCAUAUACUGAAGAAAAUUCCUGAGAAGCUUGGCUCAUAUGGUUCGUACAAAACUGGGAUGAAGAGUGCAUUGAUGAAAUGUGUAUAUGACACCCAAUGUGUUUAUGAGUUUGAGAAAUGUUGGGAUCAGUUGCUUACCACUUACAACUUGGGAGAUAAUGCAUGGUUGCAGAGCCUAUACGUUGAGCGUGAGCAUUGGGUACCGGCAUUUUUGAAAAACUGUUUUUGGGUUGGAAUGAGUACAACGCAGCGAAGUGAGAGCAUGAAUGCAUUCUUUGACGGUUAUGUACAUUCUAGGACAAACUUAAAGGAGUUUGUAGACCAAUUUGAUAAUGCAUUGAAGAAAAAGAUUGAGAAUGAAAAUCUCGCGGACUUCCAAUCAUUUAAUGUGACAAUCCCCUGUAUAUCUAGAUCUCCAAUUGAGAAGAGGUUCCAAGAGUUGUACACGAUAGCUAAGUUCAAAGAAGUUCAACAUCAAGUCAAUGGUAUCAUUGACUUGAAUCGAAAGUUACAUAAUUCUGUUGGUGCAAUAAAGACAUAUAUGGUUGAGGAUGAAGUUUGUUUGGAAGAGUUCACUAAGUUGGUUAAACAUUUUGUAGACUUUAGUGAGGAAGACGCAGUUGCAAAGUGCUCAUGUGGAUUAUUUGAGAUGAGGGGGAUAUUGUGUCGUCACAUUUUGACCGUAUUCAGGUGCAAUGAUAUUAAAUUUUUGCCUGAAAUGUAUAUUUUAGAUCGAUGGAGGAAGGAUAUUAGAAUGCGAUACACAUUAAUCCAUAGUAGCUACGAUGCAGGGGAACAACACGCAGAUUCGAAUAUAUAUACCAGUCUUUUAAAUAUCUGUUAUCAGAUGAUUACUUAUGCAUCGGGUUCGAGAGAGAAUACUGAGGAUGCAAGAAAUAAGUUAUAUGCAAUGAUUGAGUUGUAUCGUGCUAAUCAAGAAGGCCCAUCGAUGACUCAAAUUGGUUCCAAUAUUGAUUGUACGGCGAAUGACACUAUAGUCGGUGCUUCUGGGGAAGUACGUAGUCCACGUGUUGUACGAGGUAAAGGCAGACCUCCCUCUUUAAGGAGAGCAUCCAGGAUGGAGAUAGACAUGCGGAAAGCUAAAGCAAAGACGAAGAAAGCACCAACAAAGGGGAAGCGUAAAGAGUGGGAUAGAGGAGAUACCCAGGUCGUGGAUAAAGGAGAUACACCUAUGACGGAAGUAUGCAGGAAUUUAUUUGGCCCUUCUGAUAUGGAUGUCUCUAAUGUUGGACACAUGCAGCAGGCUAUUCCCGAAAGAGAAAGCGUGGCUAUCGACAUUACUGGAGCCCAGUCUUGA